AUGUAUCUCAUCCAGAUUAGCCAAGCCUUUCAAGCCUUGCUUCAGGCUGCGGCCAAUGGUGCGUACAACGACUCAUACUUUGGUAAUGCUAUGUCUUCGGUCGGCUACCAGAAGCGUCUCCGAGCUGUGGUUCAGAGUCUGAAUCGAGGCUUUGCGGCAAAAAUGGCCUUCGAUGGCCGGCGAUACGAAGUUGUAGAGGACGGCGAGGAAGUUGGGUCGGAACGCCACGGCCACCUGACUCGAGACCAAUACAUUGAAAAAAUUGUUUUGGUAAUUCAGAAAGGUCGAGGUAGAGAACUACCUGGUAUGUUCAACCCAAUGAUUGUUACGGAGCUAUUCAAGGAACUCUCAUCGCCGUGGGGAAAGAUUGCCGAGGACCACGUCCUGGAAAAGGUCCUGCACGAAAAGCUCUCUGGGCUGCUGAAGCCACACCGAACCGGCCACCCCAUCACCUACAACCACUACUUUACGGAAGCUCUACAAAACAUCCGCAAGGAGCGUGAAAAGUGCAGACUUGCCGCAUUGAUACAGGAGGAAUUUGGGGCGGUUUCUUUGGUAUCCAAAACCUCGAUCAGCAGAACGAUGGACUUUGGGCAGUUUCUUGAGCGACUGCUUGAUCCGCGGGAGGCAGAUAUGGAUCAUUUUGCCGCUUCUGACGCACUUGACUGCCUGGAUGCCUACUACAAGGUUGCUAUGAAGCGAUUUAUAGAUGACGUUGCGGUCGAGGUCAUCGAGGCUUGUCUGGUGGGAAAGCUGAACGAAAUCAUGGAUCCGACGUCCAUUUUCACGAUGAAGGACGCUGACAUCACCCGAAUUGCUGCAGAGACGGAAGAGAGUCGUGCGGCACGUAAGGAGCUCGAGACGAAGCUGAAAGUCCUCAGCAGCGGAAGUGAAAUUUGCAAGACAUUUGCAGCACUUUAUGUCAAUGCCCUGGACAACGAAAACGAGAGCAGCGACAACACGACCGAUCGAUUCAGUGAUACUGGAAGCGAACAGUCUGCUACUGGUUCUGUAGCAACAGCGGGGAGCGCUGUUGACCUAGCUGAUAGCUCUGCUCCUGAGGCUGUAUUGGCUGAUGAUCUGAUCUAUGAGGCGGAGCCGGUAGUUGAGUAG
Cordyceps fumosorosea ARSEF 2679 is the source of this 1113-nucleotide messenger RNA. Its product is annotated as GTPase effector domain, GED. The record is from RefSeq and is a predicted model, not a curated record. The coding region runs from base 1 to 1113 and encodes 370 amino acids. NCBI's taxonomy places the organism in Eukaryota, Fungi, Ascomycota, Sordariomycetes, Hypocreales, Cordycipitaceae. The transcript is spliced from 4 exons.